UAGCAACGUGGCCACUCCUUUAUUUACUCACGUGCGGGUCAUUCAGCCGUUUUAAGCAGCCCUGGUAGUUUUUAUAAGUAGUUCAUAGUUGGGUAAUAAAUUUUGGACUCAUUUGAGGUUUUUUGCUGCGCGGUCAUUGGGCAGGUGAGGCAGGUGAGGCAGGUGAGGGAGGCGGAAGAGGCUUGAGUUAAACAAAGGAGACAGGCAGUGAGCGGCGUCGUGUUUGGUGUCUGUGAAUGGACCCAAUGGAUUAAAGGUGAGGUGACCACCUCAGUCUGGACAGUGUGGACAUGACGAUGGUGGAAGAGAGUCCGUCCUCCUCAGGGUCCUCAGGGAGGAGCGGCUUGCUGAGCUGGCGCUGGAGCUGGAGUCCAGUAAGACCAGUAAGAGAAGAUAAAGAUGGAGAAGCCGGGCUGGGCUCACCCGCCCUCCCCAAACGCGGCUCACCGCUGAAAAAGAAGAGUUUUGAAGCUAUUGCAUCGGAGGAGCAGCCACCUGAAACCGUGUGCCAUGUGAGCUCAGGAGCCGGCAGAGUGGAGGCCUGUGUGAGGAACGUGCCGUGUGCUGGACGUGCACUGAGGAACGCCUUCUUAUCCAACGGGCAGGAAAACUGGAAAGCCCACGUCAAACUAGCCAGGAUCAUCAAAAGGAGCUUUGUGGGUCUGGAGCUGGUGCAGUGGCUGAUGGAGCAGUGCGCCUGUGUUCAGAGCAGAAACACAGCUGCUGGAGUCUGGAAUGUUCUGCUGGAGCACAGCGUUCUUCUAUCAGUGGAGAGGCAGGCGGCGUUUGAGGACUCUGCAGCUCUGUAUCAGUUCUCCUUCGAGGAGUGUGAGGCUCUCAGCUGUGAGUUCAGAAAUCAGAGCCAGUGGCAGAACGGAGUGAGUCUGCUCUUACAGCUGGUCCCCCUCACGCAGCUCCGCGCUGGGACCCGCAAACCGUGUAAUGAAGAGACUGAGAUGAACUCUGACCGGUGCAGCCGUGUUGUCCAGAUGAGAGCUCUAGAGCGCCUCACGUCCACGGUGCAGAAUGAACUGGUGGCGGCGCUGGCUCGCAAAGCGCAGAGCAGAUCAGUGAUUGAGGAGCCCAGUCCAGACCACUGUGCCGCCCCCCAGGCUCAGACACUGUGCUCCAGUGAGAAGAAGCACGGCCCUCAGGCUGGAUUACACCACACAGAGGAAAUCAGACGCAUGGAGAUGGUCCAGAAACUGGCCAAGGUCCUCCAAAGCCCCCUCAGACCUGCUGAACGACCUGCUGAGCCGGUGGGUGACGCAGCAGUCCGAGUGUGUGUGAGGAGAGGAGAGACGCUGCUGCUCCACACGGCGUCGUCACCGCCGCCCCCCUCUGCCACACACAGGUACGCCGCCGUCCCCGCGCCGCCACAGAAGGUUCUGGAACACCUGCUGAGCCACCUGAGGCUGGACCAGGAGCAGGGGAGCCCGCAGGCUGGAGAGACAGACAGCCUGCUGGACGACUUUCUGCUGACGUAUCCGAUGUUCAUGUCCACCAAUGAUCUUUGCCAGGCGCUCCUCGGACACUACUGUCUGAAGCGAGGGAGGGAGAAGGAGGGAGGGGAGGAGCCUCUGGAGAGGAAGCGUAAGGUCCUGCGCCUGCUGUCCCACUGGAGCUCUCUGAGCAGGAACACGCUGCAGGAGGAUGAGCCCACCAAACUCUUCAUGAAGACGCUGUACCGGUACGUCCUGGAUGACCUGUACGAGUUCCCCCCUCUGGAGACGGAGCUGAAGGAGCUCCAGAAACUUCUGCGGAUGCAGCGCAGACACACGGUGGAUGAGUUCUCUCCUCAGAGGAAGAAUAAAGCACUCUUCCACCAGCUGAGCCUGAAAGAGAGCUGGCAGCCCGUGAGAGCGCCCCACAGGGACAACAAGGAAGUGCUCUGCCGUGUGUACGUGACGGUGGACUCGUAUGUGAGCGUCAGGACUCACGCGGCGGUGACGGUUCAGGAGCUGCUGGCUGCUGUGGCUGAGAGAUUAGAGUGGGUGGAGGAAGACAUGGUGCUGGUGGCCCUCACCUACUCCAGAGAGAAGGUGGUGCUGCCGCUGCAGCAGUGUGUGUUUGCCGACUCCCUCAGCGCUGCAGGCAGACUGUGUGUGUGCAGGAGAGACCAGACUGAGCUCAUGAGCCCAGUGACCGAUAACGGUCAGCUGCAGCAGCAGCCGGUCAGGAUGCUGAGUAUGAACACGUGGGACGUCGCUGUGGCGCUGACCAACUGCGACUGGAGUCUGUUCAGCAGCCUGCAGGAGAAAGAGCUGGUUUAUUUCUCGCUGAGUCGUGAUUCGUGUGCUGGCCACACGGUGGCGCUGGAGCUGCUGCUGCAGCGCUGUAACGAGGUGCAGCAGUGGGUGAUGACCGAGGUGCUGCUGUGUCCGGAGCUCUGCAAACGCGUGCAGCUCUUUAAGAAGUUCAUCAAGAUCGCGGCUCAUUGUAAAGCACAGAGGAACCUGAACUCCUUCUUUGCCAUCAUAAUGGGUUUGAACACGGCCGCCGUGAGCCGACUGAGCCAGACGUGGGAGAAAGUUCCAGGGAGGUUCAAAAAGUUGUUCUCAGAGCUUGAAAGCUUGACGGACCCGUCCUUCAACCACAAAGCCUACAGAGAUGCCUUCAGGAAGAUGAAGUCUCCUAAGAUCCCUUUCCUACCUCUGCUGCUGAAAGACAUCACGUUCAUCCACGAGGGGAACAAAACCUUUCUUGAUAACCUGCUCAACUUUGAAAAGCUGCGUAUGAUAGCAGACAUGGUGCGGAUCGUCAGGCACUGUCAGACAGACCACAUGGGAAACCUGUUGACGCAGAAGGACAGUGCAGAGGUCAGAGCCUACAUCAACUAUCUCCACAUCAUCGACAAUCAGCAGACUCUGUUUGAACUCUCUCACAGGCUGGAGCCGAAGGUGUAGCUGUGAAUAAAUCACUAAUGAAAGAAGAUGGACGCUGCGCCCCCUUUCGCAAUUACAGUGCACGGCCACAAGGGGGCCUCGCAGACUACAGAGAGAAAACCAUGAUGAGCCACGGACGCUUUACUCACUGUCAGGUCCAAAAAUGUGAAACGACCCUGCAGAACCUGACGGUUAUUUUACUGGAUAGACUGAAGUUUGAUGUGCAGUACAGCACAAACGGAGCCCAGAGGAGGAAAAUACCUGAGACGUCAUUGGCAGAUUAGUUUGGGAUGAAGAAUCUGUGUAAUUUUGUGAAAUUCCCACAAAUAGACUAUACUGAAAAUU
Colossoma macropomum (tambaqui) is the source of this 3230-nucleotide messenger RNA. RefSeq names its product Rap guanine nucleotide exchange factor (GEF) 5b (gene rapgef5b). The transcript has 26 exons. Gene Ontology annotation, biological process: Ras protein signal transduction; positive regulation of GTPase activity. Gene Ontology annotation, molecular function: guanyl-nucleotide exchange factor activity. Lineage: Eukaryota; Metazoa; Chordata; Actinopteri; Characiformes; Serrasalmidae. The coding region runs from base 291 to 2906 and encodes 871 amino acids. Gene Ontology annotation, cellular component: plasma membrane. The record is from RefSeq and is a predicted model, not a curated record.